AUGGCAGUGUCUCUGACUUCAUCUGUGACCGCCAACGUCCGACACAAUUUGCUUUUGUACGUGAAUGGCCAGCGCAUUGAAAUUAAUGAGAAGUGUGUGCAUCCAGAGCAGACUUUGUUGCAGUUUUUGCGUCACGAUCUCGGGCUCACCGGCACUAAACUUGGCUGUGGUGAAGGCGGUUGUGGUGCCUGUACCGUAAUGGUAUCUAAGAUCGACAUUACUACAGGCCGCGUACGGCAUGUGUCGGUUAAUUCUUGCUUGACCCCACUUUGCUCUAUGGACUCUUGCGCUAUCACUACUGUUGAAGGUGUAGGCACUAUUUCGGCUUUGGCCGGCAAAGCUACACGGUUACAUGAGGUGCAAAAGACUUUGGCAGAGUCGCAUGCGUCGCAGUGCGGCUACUGUACACCUGGUUUUGUCAUGGCACUUUAUUCACUUGUUAAGCAGCGUGAGACAGGCGAGAAUAUCACGAUGGAAGACAUUGAGCACGGCAUGGACGGAAAUUUAUGUCGUUGUACAGGAUAUCGUCCGAUCUUAGAUGCGGCCAAGAGCUUUGGUGCUGAUGCAAGCGAGGCACAGUGCAAAGGUACAUGUUUAGGUUGUCCCAAUGUAAAAAUUGGCAACACAGAGAUGGAUAUUGAGGAUUUACAUGGCAAUAAAUCCCAACACAUUAUGACUUGCUCAUCUCAUAAGAUACGAAAGCUUGCUAAUCAACGAAAAUUUCGUGAAAUCACUGAAAAGGAUGAUUGCGAGACUAAACUUUCGUUUCCUAAUGAGCUGGGAGAAAUGGCGAAGACUCCACAAACGUUGCAGAUUAACGGAAAUGACGUCCAGUGGUUCGCACCUGUGUCAUUAUCACACCUUCUUCAGCUAAAAAAACAGCAUGGUGACGCUAAAGUCGUUGUUGGCAACACGGAAAUGGGAAUAGAAACCAAAUUCAAAGGUUUUAAGUACGCGCAUUUGAUCAAUGUCAGUCGAAUUCCCGAACUAUUUAUCAUAGAAGAUGUGACACCGACCGAUUGUAUCAACCAGACCGUUCUUGAGAACGCUGAUCCCUUCCAAGGUGUAAAAUUUGGUGCUGCGAUAUCACUAACCGAUGUUAAGAAGCACUUGUCAGAGCAUAUCAAGACCUUGCCGUUUUAUCAAGUUCGGGCUUUUGACUCGAUUGUUAAGAUGCUUCAGUGGUUUGCUAGUACGCACAUCCGAAACGUGGCGUGUAUUGCCGGCAAUCUUGUUACGGCAAGCCCGAUCUCAGACCUGAACCCAUUGCUUGCAGCCAUGAAUGCGUACAUCGAACUGCGAUCGACGGGAGGCACUCGGCACAUCAGAGUUCGUGACUUUUUCCUCUCAUACCGAAAGGUAGAUUUGGAGCUAAAUGAGGUCAUUACAGCGAUAUAUGUUCCUUUCACGAGAAAAUGGGAAUACAUGCUUCCUUUUAAGCAGGCUCGAAGGCGCGAGGACGAUAUCAGCAUUGUCACAGCGGGAAUUCGAGUACGGCUAGAGUGCUCGCGAGAUCCCACCGCUUGGAUUAUCAAGGAUGUCUCUGUGGUGUUUGGUGGAAUGGCGCCGGUGACAAAGCCCGCAGUCGAAACGGAACAUUUUCUCACUGGCAAGAUUUUUGAUGCUUCGACGAUCGACGAAGCGUGUAAUAUGCUACACGCGGGCGACUUCAAUCUCCCCGACAGUGUUCCCGGUGGAAUGGCUAAGUACAGAGAAAGUUUGUGCUCGUCAUUUCUUUACAAAUUCUUUGUUGUGUCCUCGGAACAAAUUCAGCUUGAUUUAAGUAAGGUUGCGGUCUUAGACCUUCCAAAGGCUCCGGCUAUUGAUGCCAGAUUGCAGUCUGCAGGCAAGUCAUUCUUGCAUUAUGCACGCCCUGCUUCAUAUGGCAUUCAGGCCUUUGGAAUGGAGACGGGUGGUCUUCAAGACUCAAAACACCAAUCUGUAGGUAAUGCAACGACGAAGAGAGGUCCAGUAGGCGACCCACUCAUGCACAAGUCAGCUUACCUGCAGGUAAGCGGAGAAGCUUCUUACACUGAUGACAUCCCAGCCAUUCACGGAACGCUCCACGGUGCUUUGGUUUUAUCAACUUGUGCUCAUGGACUAAUCAAAAGCAUAGAUGCAAGCGAUGCACUGGCAUUGAAGGGUGUUUAUCGCUUCUUUGAUUCUUCUAUUUUUGAGACUGAACAGCUUGGCUCGAACAAGAUUGGUCCUGUGGUAAAAGACGAGGAGUGUUUUGCAUCAAGAGAAGUAUUGUGCGUUGGGCAACCGAUUGGUAUAAUUGUUGCGGAAACACACGAAUUAGCUAUGGCGGCCGUUGACAUGGUGAAGGUCACUUACGAAGAGUUGCCAUCUGUGAUAACUAUCAAAGAUGCAAUAUGUAGCAAAUCGUUCUUUCACCCAGUGCACUCUAUCGACAGCGGCAACGUUGAGAUAGGGCUUGCAGAGUCGGACAUUGUUCUGGAGGGUGAGGUUCACAUGGGUGGGCAGGAGCAAUUUUAUUUCGAGACGAAUGUCUCAUUGUGCAUACCUCAAGAGGGUGGUAUGAAAAUUAUCUCUUCCACGCAAGCCACAACGAAAGCGCAGGUUUUGGCGGCUACUGUGCUGGGUAUCAAUUCGAAUCGAAUCACAAGUAUGACCAAACGCAUUGGUGGGGGCUUUGGGGGAAAAGAAACGCGUUCUGUGUUUGUGACGUGUGCAGCUGCAAUUGCAGCUUACGUGAUGAAACGUCCCGUUAAGUGUCUUUUGGAACGCCAUGUCGACAUGCUGACCACUGGUGGGCGACAUCCCUUUUAUGCUAAGUACAAGGUUGGUGUUAAGCGUGAUGGAACCAUUCUGGCCCUGGAUGUUGAUAUCUAUAAUAACGCUGGGUACUCGAUGGAUCUAUCGUUGGCUGUAAUGGAUCGCGCGCUUUUUCAUUGCGACAAUGUGUAUAAAAUUCCAAACCUUCGCUGCAACGGGACCCUUUGCCGUACUAAUCUUCCAACAAAUACUGCUUUUCGCGGAUUUGGUGGACCUCAAGGUCUUUUUAUUGCUGAGACGUACAUCGAUCACAUUGCUCGCACAUUAAAGCUUUUUCCCGAAGAGAUUCGGUCUCGUAACAUGUACAUUGAAGGCCAAACAACCCACUUUGGUCAAAUACUUGAGGACUUUAACUUGCGGUCAUUAUGGCAACAAACAAUCGAUCGCAGUGACUUUACGACAAAAAGGAAAGAGGUUGAGGCUUUCAACCAGCGUAAUCGCUGGAAAAAGCGUGGUAUUGCGAUCUUGCCAACAAAAUUUGGUAUCAGCUUCACCUCAAAGUUUAUGAAUCAAGGUGGCUCUUUGGUACAUGUGUAUGCAGACGGAAGUGUUUUGGUCUCACACGGUGGCGUUGAAAUGGGGCAAGGUUUACACACAAAAGUGAUCCAGGUGGUCGCGCUCGCUUUUGGAAUUCCGCAUGAGCAGGUGCAUAUUGAAGAGACGUCGACAAAUAAGGUCCCGAAUUCGCAGCCGUCAGCAGCCUCCAUGAGCACGGACAUGUAUGGGAUGGCAACUUUAGACGCGUGUGAACAGAUUUUAGAGCGUCUGGCACCCAUUCGUGAACGACUUGGACCAAACGCCUCGUUCAGUGAUGUUACAAAUGCAGCCUACUUUGAAAGAGUCAACAUGUCAGCUCAAGGGUUCUACGUUGUUCCAAAAGAGCGUUGUGGUUAUGAUUUUUCCAAGUCUGUAGCCGAAAAUGUUAAGGGAGGCACAGCAUUUAAUUACUUUACAACAGGCGUUGCUUGUACUGUUGUGGAGCUCGAUGUGCUUACUGGUGACUUUCACAUGUUGAGUGUCGACAUUAUGAUGGAUCUCGGCGCCAGCAUCAACCCUGCCAUUGACAUUGGCCAGAUUGAAGGCGCGUUUAUGCAAGGAUUUGGAUUGUUUGCGCUGGAGGAGUUGGUAUGGGGUGAUGAUGGGCAUCCGUGGGUAAAACGAGGAAAUUUGUUUACUCGGGGUCCUGGAGCUUACAAAAUUCCGAGCGCCAACGAUGUUCCAUUAAAUUUCCGUGUGUGGCUCGAAUCAAAUCAAAAGAACAAAUUUGCAGUGCACUCGAGCAAGGCGGUUGGAGAACCUCCGCUGUUCUUAGGCUCUAGUGCUUUUUUUGCUGUGAAGGAGGCUAUUUACGCAGCCAGACUGGAUGCUGGUCAUCACGAAUACUUUGAAUUGCGCAGCCCUGUGACGACUGAAAGAGCACGGAUGGCAUGCGCCGAUGAAAUGCUGAAGAAAGUUUUCACAGCGCGAGGUUCUGAUAUGCUAAGCUACCAGCCAAGUGGAAGUUUCUAG
Molecule: messenger RNA, 4308 nt
Organism: Plasmopara halstedii
Lineage: Eukaryota; Oomycota; Peronosporomycetes; Peronosporales; Peronosporaceae
Product: xanthine molybdopterin binding partial
Exons: 1
Coding region: 1-4308 (1435 amino acids)
Molecular function (GO): iron ion binding; 2 iron, 2 sulfur cluster binding; oxidoreductase activity
Source: RefSeq, a predicted model, not a curated record